AUGAACAAUACUGAAAAAAUACUAAACGAAUUAGUUCGAUGCCCCAUAUGUCAAAGACGAAUGCGUCAAGAAGUGUUUCUUAAACAUCCAAAUGUUUGUCGUAAAAAUCCUUCAAAUAAACGAAAUGUAUUUGAUAUGACAAACUAUCGGUCGGUAAAAACGGGCGACCAAAUUAUACCAGUACAAAAGAUGUCAACAAUUUUUGUCGAUAAACCUGAAAAUAUCAACGCACGAUCGUCUCAAACACGUAGUGUAAAACGUGAUCGUCAUGCAGAUACUCUUGUACCACCUAUUAUCGAUAAUUUCUGCUGUCCAAUAUGUAAACGUAAAUUUUGUGAAAAAGCUUAUGAUCGUCAUGCAGCAUUCUGUGCCAGUAAAACAAAGCAAAUUCAGCAAUCGCCAACCGAAGAUGUACUUCUUGCUCGACUGCGACUCGGCCGACGAAUUAGAUUUGGUUCAAAUCGAGUUUCUUCAACAUCUUCUCCAGCCAUUGAAAAGCCUCUUUCAACAUCUACAGGCAGCAAACAAUCCAUAAGGAAUAACUCAUCAUUUUCUUUACUAUCACUAAGCAAAAAAAAUUCCAUUUCUUGA
Messenger RNA from Rotaria socialis, 591 nucleotides. Lineage: Eukaryota; Metazoa; Rotifera; Eurotatoria; Philodinida; Philodinidae. The record is from the annotation of a GenBank genome assembly.